UAAAAAAAAAAUUCACCCGUUGGAAUGGUGACCUAUUGCAUCGGCUCGUUGCAUAAUAAUUAAAAAAAAAUUGAAAUUCCAGUCGAGUAAAGCGAUUGAGAUCGUCGAGAGCCUCUCUUCCGCAGUGGGAUUUCAGAGUGUCUCUUCCGCGGCGGGGUUGAUUGGCGGCGACGACGAUGGCAAAACUGCAUCUGAAUUAGGGCGAUGGCGACAGUGAACCUGCAUCAAGGGGAAUUGCGACGGCGACGCUAUGAGAAGAAAGAGAUUGGGGGUUUCAAGUUUGAUCUUCUGCGGUGGGUCUCUUUGACGAUAUUGAAGUGGUUGAGCAUCGGCGACGGGAGCAGUGAGAUUGGGUUUCACGGCGGGUCUCUUCUGAUUGUGCUCUUUCGCGGUGGGUCUCUUCGUUAAUAGUGAAGGGGUUGAUUAGCGGGUCACCGGAGGGAAGAAUUUGAACAAGAUUCAGAGCUGCUUGAUUGAGGGCAAAGUCUGCUCCAAGUUCUCUUCGACGAUGGUGAAGGCGGUGAGCAUAGGGUGACGGCAAGCGAGUGCGACGAGCAGGGUUUUAUGGCGUCUCUAGUCGAUAGAGAAGGGGGUGGGCAGGUCGACGGUGAACCAGAUUCUGAAUUAGGGUUUUCGUAGUGUCUCCUCUCCCGCGAUUGUGCUUCGUCACCUCUUUGUGUGCCGCCGGCGCAAACACAGUGGUGGCUCUGAAUUAGGUUGACGACGACACUGUAACUAGGAACUGAGCAGGGGAUUCAUCGAGUCUUCAAUUGGUCGCAGCUUUGCUGUGUUUCUUCGUUCAAGCUUUCAGGUAAUAAAGAUGAUUCUCAGAUUCUGAAUGUUUCUCCAUUUCUCACUUCAACUUCGUUUUCCUUCGCCUGCUACAUUUCUCUCAUUGUCUUACUAAAAGAACCCUAAACUCGGCCCUCAUUUGUAGAGACAACUAUUCCUUCUUUUUUCAUCAUUUUAGCUCACUAUAAGUUUCAAUUAUGAUUGUUCUUGUACAAUGCUUCUGGGGUUCAUGGAUAGUGUAUUAAAGAUGAUGAAUUGGUGAUCAACAUUAGGGAAUUGAAGAUUUUCUGUGAGUGUUGGGGUUGUUUGUGUUUUGCGCAACUUGGCCAUCGGGUGGGAUUUGGAAUCUGGAACUGGAUAAUAUUAUUUCCCUUUAUCCAUAAACAAGUUCUAAAUACAAGUGGACUUGUCAUUUGAAAUACUAGUAAUUAGCUCUACUUCGACUAUUUCCCAGUUGAGUUCUGAUGAAAUGGAUAACUAUGCUUUGGGGAAAUUUUGGUUCUAUGGUCGUCAAACAAUUAUGAAUUUGAGUUGUGUGAGAAAAGUGAGCUCAUAUUGAUAGUUUGGUUGAUCGAUUUUGGUUUGUAGUUUGAAAUGUUGUUUCAGCAGUGGAGUCGUUUGAAGUAUUUGUUCAGUGAAAGUGCGAAAUGGGUUAAUGUGCUGGUGUAACUAGAUGUGUAAAAGAAAGGGAGUUCAUCUUAGCCAAUUUGAAUUACUCAUAGGUUCUCUUCUUAAAGUCGACUCUCCAUUUUAGUUCAAUGAACAUGCUCUGAAGAAUUUGUUGACAACAGUAGGCUUAUGAUAGAGAUGUUGAGUUGAUAUUUGGAUGUGAAUAAUGAUGGCCGUAAAGUCUCCAUUAGUACUUAGGUUUUUGGGUAUUAUGUUGGAAUCGAAACCAGACAGUGUAAAAAGAAGAUCGUGACUAGCAAGCCAAUUGUUAGUUUUGACUUUAACGAAAACUUGUCUUAGUGGUGGUGGAUCAAGAUGUUUAUUUUGUUUAAUGUGUGGCUAAUCGAAUCAUGAAUCACCAUCCUGUAUGUAUUGGGUUAAUUUGUUGAUUGUGGAAAGUUUGUGGUUUCUUUUAGAAUUGAUUAUAUAGUGUACACAAUCGCUUUGAGACUUAGCACAGUUGGUGGAAGGAUAAGUAAUGUCAAAUGGCUGCUUGAUUAGUAAUUAGCUCUACUUCUAUUAUCCAAUCGAUUCAUUGACAUCAUGCAACUCAAUUACUACUAAGCAACCAAGAAAGCAAGGGACUAAUACACAAUUUCAUGAGAUAAAGUUCAAGUAGAGAAGGUGUUGAUAUCCCCCUAGCUAGUUGUCAUGCAUAGACCAAACAAAAUUUAGACUCAAUGCUCUUUCAUUGAUCGUAGGAAUUCCCAAAUUAGGUUCUCCAAGAUGCUGAACAGAGUGCCCUGUCGAGCAUUUCCCUUGUCAGCUUAAUCCCUUGUUGUUUAUUUAACCAGGUAAAGUGUUGAGUCUCGGAUUCAAGGUCAAUUAGCGGAUAAUGAAAGAUGAACUAGGAAAAAAGCAAGCCUGAUUUACUUAAUGCCCCAUCCGUAGUACGUAAUGGUUAAUACAGUAGGAAUCCUUUCUUUCUUCUAGGAUGCUUUUGUACUACCACAAGGAACUGCAAUAUUAGCAUCACCUUAAUCGUAACCUGUCUAUGAUUUUGCUGUUUACGUGAGUUGACUUUCACUUUUUGUAUUAUGUGUAGGGACUUUGAUCUGGUAACUCUUUCAGGUACUACACAUUGGAUUCAGAAUUCAAUUUCUCUUGUGAUAGAGUUGCAAUCUCAGUCUUCAAUUCCAGGCAAGUUACUGAAAUCUUGCCCUUUUAACUUCAGCCGUGAAUUGUUAUUCAAGAUUGUUUGUCUGUGCCUCGUUGCUUUCCACUCGUGACACUUACCCUGAUGUUGAUUGUGCUUUUGAUCAACACAAUUUGGACCUACAUAUUUGGUAGUAGUUGUACUUUGCUGUAUGGAAGAGCUACUGUGUGAUUGAUGGUGUGAAUUUAUUUGGUACUUUUAUGUAAUGGAUAUGCUCAUGAUUUUUUAUUGUUGGUGUUAUGUUGCCCAAGUUAGUAGGGAUAUCAGAUGAUUUUUUCAAUGUCAAAGCUUGUUGAGAUUGAAUGAGAUCAGAUCUGAGAAAAGGAAGUAUUAUGUUUUGCUUAUCUCAUGAAAAGAUGUCAUGGCUGUGAAAUUUCCAGAAUUAGCCGUGAGAAUGUUUAGUGGAAUCUGGGUGUUUUUAGUUUCACGACUUAGUUUAACGGCCGUGAUUUAUGAAGCCAAAGCCGUGAGAUUGCCUGGGGAUAUGAAAACUGCUCUUUACUUCUCACGGGGCAUGUCACGGCUGUGAGAAUUUGAGAAUGAACCGUGAGAACUGUUUAAUGAAAGCUGGGUGUUUUGGGUGAAAUUUAUAUAUGCCAAUGGCGGAUUUCAUGGUUAAUUAGUGUACCCAGGUAUUGAGGUAUGGGUUUUCAAUUCUUCUGGUAGUUGGAACUUGAUACCGAGGCAAGUGUGCUUGUGAGCUCUGGUAUAGUCUUGCAUUUUUUCAAUAUUGAUAGAAGCCAUAUAUUGAAAACCAUGAUUGAACUCAUUACCUAGAGAAUGUGUUUACCAAAUGAUUAAAUGAUCCUUUUCUAGAAUGAAACUUUGUCAUAACCACGUUCUCUAUAAUGUGUUUAACUGUGAAAGUUGCUUCUUUAUAAUUUUGUUGUUUUUUUAAUUUUGCAGUUUAUUAAAAUUGUUCUAUAAUGAAGACGAAGAGGCAUGACCUUUUUAGCACGCGAUGUUCUCCGAGGAAAGUAUUCUCCCUAGUCUCAAAUUUAGAGGCUUGUCAAUCAGAGGCCAUUAAGAGAUGUGGCUUUGGUCGGAUUUUUGAAGUCAAAGGAAGAAUGUUACAACGUGAGUUGUUGGAGAAACUUUUAAAGAGCUUUAAUCUGGAAGAAAGCACAAUUAAGGCGUAUGGGCUGAAAGUGCAUAUUUCGGCCAAAGAUUUCCAGCGGAUUAUGGGUGUCCCCGAGGGAGGGACGGAUAUCGUCUUGGAUGGUUAAGAAGUGGUUGGAAGAUCCGAGGAAGUGAAAGAAUUUAGAGUGUAUUCGACUCGUGACUGUGAUCGACAGGCAAUUUCCACAAGCUUAAUGCGAAAGACAUUGUUGAAGAUAAAAGAGAGCAGCGAUCUAUUUGUUAAAACUUUUAUAUUGUACGUAAUGGGGGUGCUAUUAGUACCUACUAGAAGAGAUGACAUUUCGUUAUCUUCGGUAUACGUUGUCACCGAUGUUGCGGACAUUCCGAAGAAGAAUUGUGCAUCCUAUUGCUUCAAUGAAUUGGUGAAAUGCAUCUGCAACCAUAAUGCUUAUGGGGAAAAGUAUAUAACUGGUUGCUUGCUAUUUUUGGAGGUAAAUAAUUGAUUCUCCCUACUUUCUACAUAUUCGUAAUGAUUAAUCAUCAUGUUGAUUAUAGCUUUUUUUGUAGUUAAUAUUCUUGGAGCAUGCAAAUGGUAUUUUCCACACCAUUGAUGGAAGUUUGGAUUUGAUUAGUUGGGGGAGCGGAGACGUAGAGCUAUUGUUAACAAAAGUGGUAAGACUGAUAGUGCAAAUUGGUAUAUUUGAUUCUUUUGACGAAUUGGAGCAUGCUAAUGGUACAUUUGUUUCUCUUUUUAAUUAAUUUAUGUUUGAAAUCAUCUCCAAGGAAAUGGGAAAAAAGAGACGGGAAACGACACAAAACCAACAGGGAUGAGUUGCUUCUCUGUGAGCGUAUUGAUGCUCGGUUUAGUACCAUGGAAGCUAGAUUUGACAACUUCAGUCAAGAAUUUAAAGUCGCAAUGGGUGAUGCUGCUUCUAGAGAUGAGGAGCUAAUGGGUCGGGUUAUGAAAAUGAAGAAUGAAUUUCGGGCAUUUAGAGACGAAAUUGGUUCUGCAGUGAAGUCAAUUAUAGAGGCAGUGAAAGCAACUAUAGGUGACCCAUUGUCAAGGGAGAAGCCUAAUGAAUUGAAAAAGAACGAUCAGAAGGAUGCAGCUGAUAAUGUGAAAGCUUCUGCAGCUGUUUUGUUGUCAACAGAGCAGCUUAUCAGAGGGGAAAAGGGCAAUCAGAAGGGUGAGGUUGAAAAACCAAGUGAACCCAUUUCUCCUACCUCAGAAUGUGUCAAGACUCAAGGGUUAGGUGUUAAGAAUUGGGGAGAGGCUGAGGGGGAAAUUGGAGAUGACAGCUGUUCAGAAUCUCCUUCUGUCAAAGUUGUGAAAAAUUCUCCUUGCAAGCAGGCGAAAGCGUCUAAAGUUGAGAAAUUCAUACUGUUGAGUGAUGAAACUGUUGCUGCUAAUGAUGGUUGUGACAAGACUGUGAAGGUAUUACACUUGAUUAAGUUUUCUAAUUAUUUGUUCUUAUGGUGUGGUUACUAAUGAACUGGUUUUAUUUUUAUGUUUUUGAACAAUAAAGGGGCAAAAGGGAGGUGGACUACGUAGUGUAUCUAAAUUGAAGCCUAGUUUGUAUGUGGUCUCUCCAUUCGAACGGGCAAAUCCCAGAGCUAAGAAAGCACAACCUUUGUACCUUGCUCCUCCCUUUUUUGUUAAGACACCAUUGACUCUAGCGGCAAUAAAGAUGAUUCAAUUUGCUUUUAGUAGUAAGCUUCCCGGAAGGUACCUCCCGAAAUCAUUACAAGUAAGAUUGGAUCAUAUUUGUAGGAUGUUUUUGGUAUUUGCCUUAUUCUAAUGUUGUGGUAUUUGAACUUGGUCUUGUAUAACAGUGACAUAUUGGUUAGUCUUGAUGUCGGGGUUCUUCCCUUGCUCCGUUAAGAUUUGGUCCAGCUUUUGCCCCAAGACCAAACUUUCAACAAGGGUGAGUUCUUUUAUGUGUGUAAUUUAGUAGAUUGAACUUGUAUUGCUGACUUUGGUAUAUGUGAUGAUGAUGAUGCAUUAGAUUAUAGAAAUGGUGUGUCUGUGCAAGACACUAGAAGAACGAAGUUGUGGUUGCAGUGGUGGCUUGUGUUGGUUCUUUCCGCCUUCAGUUUCGGUACAGUUGUCUGCUUGGUCUAUUCUUGUCAUGAAAUUAAUCUAUUUGUGUGUUACAUUUAGCUUGUGUGGGUAACUUCGUUUUAUUUUUCUAGGAUCGUGCGUAUCAUUGCAACGAGGAGCAAUUUAUGGCUACCAUGGGUUCAUAUAAGAUACUUGAGCGAUACCAUAUAAAUGAGCUACUUUACUGCAGUAAGGUAUGUUGUAAUGUUGUUUUCUAAAAGGAAGUGGCUUAACCCUCCUAUGUUAAAUUGUUAAUUAUUGUUUGUUUGUGCAUUAUUUCAAAUUCAUGUCCCAAUUUUCAACCUCACUGUGAGCCACUUCUAUCUGGCGGUCUUUAACUUGGAUACCAAAGAAAUUGAAAUCUGGGACUCAUUACCAGGAACUCAUAACCAAGAAUAUGAUGCAAGGAUGCAGAAAACUGGUUUGUUGCUUGUCUUGUUCUUCAAGUUUUCAAACUUGACUUAUUGCUUAGUUGUUAGUUGUUUUUCAUUUGCCGACUUUGUCGUUAAAUAUCGAUGAGGGGGAUGUUUUCAUUUGCAGAAAUUGGGUCUAGACUGGUUGCUUAAGGAUGAUAUCUGCAGGGCAUUUUCAUUUGUGGACUUUGUGGUUAGAUAUCGCCAGGAUGUUGCUUGCCAACCAAAUGGGUACGCUUUGUUGUUGUUCAAUUGUGCAAUGUUCUAAUUAAGUUCGGUAAUUAUUUGUUCGCAUCAUGACCAUGGUAAUUAUUUUUUAUAUUACAGAUUUGAUUGUGGACUAUUUGUCGCCAAUUACUUGCUGGAUCGAUAUCGAUAUUCCAAGAAUCUUGACCAGCUCGACAGUGACUAUGAACGGGCACAACUUACAAUGUACUUGCUCACUACGCAUUUGAAUGAGGUGCAAGCUAUAGUUAAGGCACAAUCAGAUGAAUAUUUUGAGAGUCAUGCGAGACCUGCCCAAAUUGAGACUGAGAAGGUGAAUUUCAAGACGAACUUACUCAAUCGAGGAAGAAAGCCGUUGCACGCGCAUGGGUAGAAAAAGGGUAGAGAGUCUAAGAAGCAUUGAGAGUUGUGUUGUUAAUGUAGAGUUUAGUUAAUGUGGAUGUUGAAUGAAGUUUAGGAAAAUGUAGAUGCUGAAUGAAUUUUAGUGAAUGUAGAUGCUGAAUGAAGUUUAGGAAACUGUUGAAAUUACAAUGAAGUUAUGAAUGAAGCAUUAUUCAGUGAUUUUCUCUUUUUUCUAUAUUAUGUUUAAUGUGUCGACAAGGAAGAAGUUAUGAAUGAUCAUAUACCGAAAAAUGGAUGAAAAAUGACCUUAUUCACCCUGCCAGCAGGCUAUUUCACGGCCUCAAUAAUCCAUUAUCACGGCCGUGAGAUUGGGCCGUGAGAUGGUGAUUUCUCUGGCGCCUUAAGGAUGGACCUUUCACGCCCGUGAGACUGGGCCGCGAGAUGGGUUUUUCCUAACGCCUUAAUGAUGGAAUUUCAAGCCCGUGAGACUUGGCCGUGAGAAUGAAGAAAAACAUUCCAUUUAGUUCAGGGAACCUCACGGUCUUGAAAGGUGUAUCUCACACCCAUGAGAUUGUGGGCGUGAGUUACUGAAUAAAAAAGGUCAUUUAGAAGGAUCGAACCCACGCACUUGGAAUAAUCAUUCAGCGCAUUAACCAGUCAAACUACCUAACAUGUUUUGUAAAAUUCAUUGCCUGUUUUCCUUUUACUACAUAUGGUUGAAUGAGCGUUUGAUUAUCGGUUUUGGGUUCAACCCAUGUAAUUGUAAAUCGAUGUGAGAUUGAGGUUAGGUAUAUGGUUGAUUGAGUGUUUGAUUACGGUUUUUGGGUUGAGCCCAUGUAAUUGUAAACCGAUGUGAUAUUGGUUGAUGAUAUAUGGUUUAGUGAGUUACGGUUUUUGGGUUGAACCCAUGUAAUUGUAAACCGAUGUGAAAUUGAGGUUAGAUAUAUGGUUGAUUGAGUGUUUGAUUACGGUUUUUGGGUUGAACCCAUGUAAUUGUGAACCGAUAUGAGAUUGGUUGAUGAUAUAUGGUUGAUUGAGUGUUUGAUUACGGUUUUUGGGUUGAACCCAUGAAAUUGUGAACCGAUGUGAGAUUGGUUGAUGAUAUAUGGUUGAUUGAGUGUUUGAUUACGGUUUUUGGGUUGAAUCCAUGUAAUUGUGAACCGAUGUGAGAUUUGUUGAUGAUAUAUAGUUUAGUGAGUGUUUGAUUACAGUUUUUGGGUUGAACCCAUGUAGUUGUGAACCGAUGUGAGAUUGGUUGAUGAUAUAUGGUUGAUUGAGUGUUUGAUUACGGUUUUUGGGUUGAACCCAUGUAAUUGUGAACCGAUGUGAGAUUGGUUGAUGAUAUAUGGCUUAAUGAGUGUUUAAUUACGGUUUUUUUGGGUUGAACCCAUGUAAUUGUGAACCGAUGUGAGAUUGGUUGAUGAUAUAUGGUUUAGUGAGUGUUUGACUACGGUUUUUGGGUUGAACCCAUGUAAUUGUGAACCGAUGUGAGAUUGGUUGAUGAUAUAUGGUUGAUUGAGUGUUUGAUUACGGUUUUUGGGUUGAACCCAUGUAAUUGUGAACCGAUGUGAGAUUGGUUGAUGAUAUAUGGUUGAUUGAGUGUUUGAUUAUGGUUUUUGGGUUGAACCCAUCUAAUUGUGUACCGGUGUGAGAUUGGUUGAUGAUAUAUGGUUUAGUGAGUGUUUGAUUACUGUUUUGGUGUUGAACCCGUGUAAUUGUGAACCGAUGUGAGAUUGGUUGAUGAUAUAUGGUUUAGUGAGUGUUUGAUUAUGGUUUUUGGGUUGAAUCCAUGUAAUUGUGAACCAACGUGGGAUUGGGUUUAUGGUAUAUGGUUGAUUGACGUUUGAUUAUGGUUUUGGGUUGAACCCAUGUACUUGUGAACCUACGUCGGAUUGGGUUUACGAUAUAUGGUUGAUUGACGUUUCAUUAUGGUUUUGGGUUGAACCCAUGUACUUUAUAUGGUUGACUAAGCGUAUGACUAUGGUUUUGGCUUUAACUCAUCUAAUUAUAAACCGAUGGGAGAUUGAUAUACGAUAUAUGGUUUAGUGAGUGUUUGAUUAUGGUUUUGGGUUGAACCCAUGUACUUGUGGACCGACGUGAGAUUGGUUGAGAGUAUAUGGUUUUAUGAGUGUUUGAUUAUGGUUUUGGAUUGAACCCAUGUACUUGUGAACCGACGUGAGAUUGGGUUUACGGUAUAUGGUUGAUUUUUGUUUGAUUAUGGUUUUGGGUUUAACCCAUUUAAUAAUAAACCGAUGAUUUUUUGGAUCAGUCAUAAUGAAGAAAUUCCUUGAUCUUAAACCCUCAUCGUCGCAAGUAGUAACAGUGAUGCCGUUUCUUCCUUCUUGUCAUUCGUCGGCGCUAGAGGACUGAUCCUCAGUUCCUCCCUGUCGGCUUCUUCCUUUUUGCUUCCCUCCCUCCAUCCCAGCCUCAAUUCUUAAUUGUCGUCCUUCAUCGGCUCCUUCUCCACCAAUAUUACGAAACCAGAUUCUUCCUAUCUCCCUUCCUUCGUCUUCCCUUCUCUACGCAACCAUCGAUUUUCCAUUCUCCCUUAUUCGCCCAUCCUUCGCCACCCAUCCUUCGCGACGGAGACAGAUCGUUUCUAGCCGAGACAGCGACGAGGCAGAGAGAGCAAGUAGGUUUUAAUAGGUAAGGGCAUGCAUGAUUUUUCGUGGGGGUUUGAGUUGUUAAGGGUUCUGAUUUGGGUUUUCUGUUUUAAUAUCUGGGUUUAAUGGUUCGGUUCAGGGGAAGAGACGGAAUUAGUGUCAAUAGGAGGGUAAGGAAAGGCUAUCGCCGACAGCUCUGAGCUUCGGCGGCGGCAACGCCAAUGACCAAGGGGAACUUUCCUUGUGGGUUUUCGGAAUUUGAAGUUUAGUACUAGUUGUGUGUUGAGAUUACGUCUAUUGUGUUUGCGAAUUUUGAGAAAUCGUGUAUGUAUAGUUGCGUUUUGAGACUGAAAUUAUGAUGGUUUUGGGGCUGGAAAUUGUGUUUCAGUUUAGCUGUGGUUAUUGUGCAUAGUUUGGUAUGUGGAAGUUUGUGGUAUGUUAUGGUGGGUUCGAAGAUUGGGGAUUGUGGUGGCUUCAAAGCUGUAAAUUGUUGGCAGUAAUAGUGUUCAUGUAUGUUUUUUCAAUUUGAUUGAAAAGAGGAUCGGUUCUGGUUGUCUUCUUUGUUCAAUUUGGUGGGUGUUGUGAAUUGUGAUCUUGCUUGGCUUCAUUUCAUUUGUGAAUGGUUGGUUUUUCGCGGAAGUGAAGGGGAAACUAUCGAGCUGGAGAUAUGAAGUGUCUUAGCUUUCACAUUGUGGAAGAACGUGAAUCACUGUCAUUCGAAUUUUGAAGCGUGUGUUUUCUGGUUAGUAUUCAUGCUCCUGCAUAUAGCCAGGGAGGCAGAAUCAUAAGUAAUGAGGGGGUGAAAGGGCUGCCUUUUGAGGUUAACAUGGGGCUUGGAGGAUUCUUAAAGAUGCACAGAAACUAUGUGGUUUAUAUGCAUAUGCCUCUAAUAUGUUUUUCGUUGCUUGUUAAUUGAUUAGUGAAGUGUUAGAUUCGAUCGGUUGUGGGUGGUGAAUAUGUGGAUUUCAAUUGUCUUUAAACUUCAUUUUGUUGUUUGUUUUCAGUUGAUCAACUAUGGAAGGGUUGAUGGAUGAUAUGAGAACAGGCAAGGACACGGGAAUUGACUUGAAUGUUGGUUUAGAUUGGGGAAUGGAUUAUGGGGAUGAUACUGGUGGUGUUAGAGAUAGUGACGAUAUGGAGGACAAUGUCGACACCAACGAUAGUGAUUCUGAGGAUGAUAAUAACACUAACAUUGGUGAUGAUGAUAAGGAGAACAUCUCAGAUGAGCAUUUGCACAGGUUCGAAACACAACCACACAGCUCAGAUGCACCUCCACACAAAGAUGCUGCAAAUCCAGCCAUGGCUCUACCGUACUCGAGUAUGUAUGACUGGACCCUGCUUUAUAAAGUCGAGAAUGGGAAGCCAUAUUCUAAAUGGGAGUCGGAUGAUGUUGUGGGUUUUGAGUUUGAAACCCUUGUGGAGGGUGGCAAGUUCUAUUCAACUUAUGGUUGUGCCAUGGGAUUCAGCAUACGAAAGAACACUCACACAUAUUCAAAAUAUGGAGUUAGAAAUAUGCAGCGAUGGGUUUGCUCACGAGAGGGGGAGCGUCAGCCAGUGCACAAUGACAAGGAGAACAGAAAGCGUGAACCUAGGCCUGUAACAAGGCUCCAUUGUCCGACUGCUUUCAAAGUCAGUUUGUUGAGGCAAUUAACCGAUUCAAGGUGAAGCAGUUUGUACCAACACAUUUUCAUCACUUAGCUGGAGCAUAUGAAGUGCAGUUUUUGAGUUCUCAUCGGAAGGUAGAUGACGCAAGUAAGGCUCAGAUUCGAUUACUUAGGGCUGCUGGUGUUCGCACCAAUCAAAUCAUGGAUUAUCU
Linum trigynum is the source of this 11197-nucleotide messenger RNA. The record is from the annotation of a GenBank genome assembly. Lineage: Eukaryota; Viridiplantae; Streptophyta; Magnoliopsida; Malpighiales; Linaceae.